CUUUAAACGAUACUUAACCUUAAAGUUAUCACGUGAAAUAGUUUGAUAAAAAAAAAAAUUUAACAUAAACAAAUUAAAUAUUUUCUAAAAUCAGUUUAGUAAAAGAAUCAAUUUUUCAUAAUCAAUUUAUUUAAAAAAAUUAAAUACUUUCAGGAAUUAAAAAUAUUUAAAUCAUUAGAUUAGGAAUAUAAAUUUUUUAAAUUUUAUAAAGUUUUAAUUUUAAUGAAAUGAAUAUUUCUCAAAUAUUUUUGAAAAUUACUACAGAUGAAAAAGUAGGAUUUGCUAUUGCAACAUUAAUAGGUUAUUGCUUAUAUAAAGUAAUGUUAAUAAUUAAUAAAAGAAAAUUGCAAUCUUCUAGCAAUGAAACAUUAAAUAUGGUAUUUUCAGAUAAUUACAAGCUUAUUUUAGUUAUUAGAACUGACUUAAAAAUGGGAAAAGGAAAAGUAGCAGCACAAUGUGCUCAUGCUGCUGUUGCAGCUUAUAAAGCAGCUGUAAAUUAUCCUAAAAUUUUACAAGCUUGGGAAGAAUCUGGCCAAGUCAAAAUUACAGUUAAGGUCGAUAGUGAUAAUGCUUUGAAACUAGUAGCAAAACAAGCCAAAGCUGUAGGACUUUUGACAAAUAUAAUACAGGAUGCUGGACGUACCCAAGUGAAACCAGGAAGCAGAACAGUAUGUGCAAUUGGUCCUGGUCCAACUGAAUUAAUAGAUCAAGUAACAGGACAUUUAAAAUUGUUUUAAUAAUUUACUAAAUAAAGAUAUCUUAUUUUUUACCUAA
Molecule: messenger RNA, 774 nt
Organism: Apis florea (little honeybee)
Lineage: Eukaryota; Metazoa; Arthropoda; Insecta; Hymenoptera; Apidae
Product: peptidyl-tRNA hydrolase 2, mitochondrial
Cellular component (GO): cytosol
Molecular function (GO): peptidyl-tRNA hydrolase activity
Source: RefSeq, a predicted model, not a curated record